AUGUUGGACCUAUUCGAUUUCGUUACCGAGCGCGGUGGUGAUAUUAAGAAGAUCAAGGAGAGCCAGCAGAAGCGCUUUGCUCCCGAAGAGACUGUUGAUGAAGUGAUUGCGCUGUACGAAGAGGCCCGCCGUGCCCGCUAUGAGGUAACAAAGAUCGGUACCACAAUCAACGGAGUUCAAAAGGAGAUUGGAAUGAAGAAGAAGAACAAGGAGGAUGCCACCGAACUCCUUCAGCAGAAGACCGACCUGGAGAAGCAGAAGAAGGAGCUCGAGAGCGCCGCUGUCGAGAAGGAGGUGCAGCGCGAUCGCAAGAUCCGCACCAUCGGAAACUAUGUCCACGAAUCCGUGCCCGUGAGCAACGACGAGGCAGACAACAAGCUGGUCAGGACAUGGGCUCCUGAGGACGUUAAGUGGGAGCGACCCGGUUGCCUCUCUCACCACGAAGUGUUGACUCGCCUCGAUGGAUACGACCCCGAGCGCGGUGUCAAGAUUGUUGGCCACCGUGGCUACUGCCUGACUGGAUACGGUCUCUUCCUUAACCUCGCUCUGAUCAACUACGGUCUCGAAUUCCUGUUCAACAAGGGCUACACUCCCAACCAGCCCCCUCAGUUCAUGCUUCGCGAUCUCAUGGCCAAGACUGCUCAGCUGGAGCAAUUCGACGAGGAGCUCUACAAGGUUACCGAGAGCGAAGACAAGUCUACUGAUAAGUACCUGAUUGCCACUUCCGAGCAGCCUUUGUCUGCCUUGCACGACAGCGAGUGGCUCCAGGAUAAGGAUCUUCCCAUCAAGUAUGCCGGAUACAGCACAUGUUACCGUAAGGAGGCUGGAUCUCACGGAAAGGAUGCCUGGGGUAUCUUCCGUGUCCACCAGUUCGAGAAGAUCGAACAAUUCGUCCUUACUAAGCCCGAGGACUCCUGGCAAGCAUUUGAGGACAUGAUGAACACCUCCGAGGAGUUCUACAAGUCCCUGGGUCUUCCCUACCAGAUUGUCGAGAUUGUUUCUGGUGCUCUCAACAACGCCGCCUCCAAGAAGUACGACCUGGAGGCUUGGUUCCCCUUCCAGAAGGAGUACAAGGAACUUGUCUCCUGCUCCAACUGCACCGAUUACCAGUCCCGCGCUCUGGAGAUCCGUUACGGUGCCAAGAAGGCCACUGAUCUGAAGAAGACAUAUGUGCACGCUCUCAACUCUACUCUCUGUGCCACCGAGCGCUCUCUUUGCUGUGUUCUCGAGAACUACCAGCGCGAAGAUGGUAUCGAGGUUCCCGAGGUUCUGCGCAAGUACAUUCCCGGUCAGCCCGAAUUCCUUCCUUACACCAAGGAACUCCCCAAGGAGACCACCUCCAGCAAGAGCAAGAAGUCCAAGGGCACCGAGGCUCCCACCCAAAAGAUGGAGAACCUCAAGGUCUAG
Penicillium brevicompactum is the source of this 1407-nucleotide messenger RNA. Its product is annotated as serine--tRNA ligase SES1. NCBI's taxonomy places the organism in Eukaryota, Fungi, Ascomycota, Eurotiomycetes, Eurotiales, Aspergillaceae. The record is from RefSeq and is a predicted model, not a curated record. Bases 1 to 1407 code for a protein of 468 amino acids. Gene Ontology annotation, cellular component: cytosol. Gene Ontology annotation, biological process: seryl-tRNA aminoacylation. The transcript is spliced from 7 exons. Gene Ontology annotation, molecular function: serine-tRNA ligase activity; tRNA binding; ATP binding.